GUGCGCUUUAUCAAGCGCCUUCCCGCGCGGCAGCCUCCCCAGUCUGUCUGCUCCUCGGCGGUAGCUGUCCUUUUGGCCCUUUUACGCAUUAAUUUCCAGGACUCGAAUUCACUGCCAUGUCCUCUGAAGAGGGGAAGCUCUUCGUGGGAGGGCUCAACUUCAACACCGAUGAGCAGGCUCUGGAAGACCACUUCAGCAGCUUUGGGCCUAUUUCUGAGGUGGUCGUUGUCAAGGACCGGGAGACUCAGCGAUCCCGGGGUUUUGGCUUCAUCACCUUCACCAAUCCAGAGCAUGCCUCAGAUGCCAUGAGAGCCAUGAAUGGAGAGUCCCUGGAUGGUCGCCAGAUCCGUGUGGACCAUGCAGGCAAGUCGGCCCGCGGAACCAGAGGGGGUGCCUUUGGGGCCCAUGGGCGUGGUCGCGGCUACUCCAGAGGUGGUGGGGACCAGGGCUAUGGGAGUGGCAGAUAUGACAGUCGACCUGGAGGAUAUGGCUAUGGCUAUGGAAGGUCCCGAGACUAUGGUGGCAGAAACCAGGGUGGUUAUGACCGCUACUCAGGAGGAAAUUACAGAGACAAUUACGACAACUGAGAUGAGGCAUGCACACCUAAUUGUAGAUACCCAAGGAAUAAAACUUCUGAUCCAGGAUCGUCCUUCCAAAUGGCUGUAUUUAUAAAAAUUUUUGGAGCUGCACUGAAACAGCUGUUAUAGUACAUCAACUUCUGUUUUUGAAUUGAGCUCCCAAGGUGGCUUGUUAAAGACCUUUUAGAAAGCUCCAUGUGUUUUUUACAAUUUUUCUCCCAUUUAAAGACAAAUUCUGGAAUAUUUGUAGAAUCUGGAUGUUUUUCCUUUUACCGGUUUUUUAGUUUUGGGCUCUCAGGAUUAUUGUUCUGGCAAAAAAUGUUUGGCCAGACUGAUUUUUAAAAAAAAUAAUAAUGUGCGUUUAGGGACAUUUUAAAAACCUGUACACAAUGUUUAUCAUGGUUAGGAAGCAAUUUCUGAAUGUAACUAUAAGAGAUGAACAUGAUACUUAGAUGUGUUUUUUACUCAAGAUCACUGCCCUGAUUAUAUAGAAGUUUCUUAAAACUAUUUGUGAAUGUCAUUUUUUUUUAAUACUGGAAGAAAAAAA
This is a messenger RNA of Ceratotherium simum simum (southern white rhinoceros), 1125 nucleotides long. RefSeq names its product RNA binding motif protein 3 (gene RBM3). The record is from RefSeq and is a predicted model, not a curated record. Gene Ontology annotation, molecular function: RNA binding. NCBI's taxonomy places the organism in Eukaryota, Metazoa, Chordata, Mammalia, Perissodactyla, Rhinocerotidae.